ACAGUCCUGCUGCAGCAGCUGCUGCUCCAGUGUUUGCUAACAUGAAGAGCCAGCAUAUAAUAUUUCGCUCCGAAGAUCUUCUACUCGUCGCUGCAUAAAUUAUUACUUUUAAUAAUCCCAGCAGCUAUCGGAUGAAGUUUUAAAUUCUUUUUUGGGGCUUUACAAGGACGCAUCAAAUUGCUGUCAUAAAGCUAAUCUUAGUGUAGAAGCCAGUUAAGCUAGAUAGCUCUCAGAUGUACUGUACACUCAUUCUGCUGCUACGUUUUUAAACUUAAAAGCUCGCUCUGCUUUGUGCUGAAACGAUGCUUAGCUUGGUGAGCCUUUGUGCCAAGGAGGUGGUGAGUGACCACAGCUCGUCGCCCGGCUGGCUGCAGUGGGUUCCCAGGGAGCUGUACCGCCCGCUGCUGGAGGCCGCGUUCGCCAGCUGCAGACCACUGGCGGUGGGUGAGCUGGUUCAGCGGUGGCCUGAACGCACACUGCGGGUCGGAGGACGGAGGAAACAGGGCCAAACUGCGCCGAAUCGUCUCUGCAUUCAGGCCCUUUUAUUGGCAGUUGUCAGAGGACUGUCUGAUCGGAGGUGUUCACUGCAAAUACUAGACCUCUGUGGACUCCAAGGAGAUGAGGGAGGGAUGGGAGACCCGAUGGGAGGCUGGUCCCUAACUGUAGCCCUUUGCACCAUGGUCGUUCAGGCCAGAGCUGGAGCUCAGAGAUCACAGAGGAAAGAAGGGGAGUGGGAGAGAAAACGUUUCUCAGCUCUGGAGAGAGACAGGGACAUAAAGAGAGAGAGAGGACAGAGGAAGAGGGGACAGGAGCUAAAUGGUGAUGAAACAAGCAAUGACAGAGAGAAGAUUGGAUCUUCUGGACUAGUGAGUGAAGAGGACCUGAGUAAAGGAGUCAGGAGGAGGAUGGAGAUGAGGAAGAAGCAAGAGAAAGCAAUGACAGGAUCAGAAGGCAAUAAAAUUGAGACUGAUGAAAAAGAGGCAGAUAAUGAAGUUUUGGUGCAUGUGAGAGCCGAUCUUUUUGUCAAUGCCCGCUCUUGGGAGCGUGUUCGAGUGGCUCUGAGCACAUCAGGACCUCUAAAGCUUCAGUGCAGAUAUCUACGUGUGGAAGAGAUUUCAGUGUCGAGUAUCAGGACCCUGCUAGACCUCCUGCCUCGCAGAGGUCUUUUGGGCAUCGACGUUCGCUACAGCAGCCUCGGGGUGGCUGGCUUGGCUGAACUGCUUCCUCUGCUCUCCACCUUUCCUGCACUGAAAUCCCUCCGUCUGCACUACUGUAACUUGGACUUUCGCCGAGACCACGUUGGCCAGGAAGAGGCCCUGAGGGACCUGUCACGGGGCCUGACACACUUGCAAGAACUGCGACGGCUCAGCCUCACUGCGCUGCGCCUGCCUGGUCAGCUGCGUGUGCUGCUCAGCUCGCUGCCUCAGCCUCUAGAGAUCCUGGAGCUGCCCUAUUUGAGCCUGAGUCCAGCUGACCUCGCCUAUCUGUCCUGCAGCCAUCAUGCUUCUACACUGCAGCAGCUGGAUCUGAGUGAAAACCGUCUGGAUGUAAACACUCUACCUUCUAUCUGCCGCCUUCUCUCCCAGGCUUCCAGCAGCCUGCAGCACCUCUCUCUAAGCGGCUGUGGUCUGACUGAUGGCCUGCUGGGGCUCCUGUUGCCCUCAGUGGGGGGCUGCUGGGCUCUCAAGAGCUUGGCUUUGGCCCUGAACCCUCUCUCCAUGACUGGCCUCAUGGACCUUGUGAGGAUGGCUGUGAGAAUGCGCUCCCUGAGACAGCUACUCUACCCCAACCCCCUGGAGGAUUACCAGCCGGGCCUUCCGGAUCUCCCAUCCAGCGCUCAGCUCUUAGACUGGCCUCUGGAUGAAGCCACAGACAUAAACUUGACCAGCAGCCAACUGAACAGGGUGCUGAUUGACAGUGGACGCUCUGAUCUCUUCCUGACCUGUGACCUUCUCAAUUACGAUAAAGACCUGGUGGACUAGAGCAGGUGUCAGGGGAAGAACCCUGGUGUUUUUUAGGUCACUCGCCGACAUAUCAGAGCAAUGUACACAAGCCUGACAAUCAAACCGUCUCAUGGAAAAUAAGUAUUUAAACAUUUUGUGCCUUUUCUCUGUGACUGUUUGUCUCAUGAGAAAUAUAAAAAAAAAAAAAUCAGUUAAAACAGGCAAAUGAAAUUAAAAAGAUGUCAGUCAUUGCAAUGCAGACCUCCACCAAGGCCCAGCAAUCUACCUUAACUGUUGUUUUUCAAUCAAACCUGUCUGAUUUAGAUGACAGAGUUUGCAUUGAAGGGCUAUCAAAUCAAGUUUUUCAAAAUGAUGCAUCAAAACGUAACAUAAAAAUGUACAAGUUGGUCUGAUGCUGUGCCACAAAUAGACCUCUGGAGAUUUGGUGGUUACACACAAAUGUACACUCUGCUAAAUGGUAGAGACACUAAUAUGCCAUUCAAUCAGAAGGUGCUGCAAUACUUUAAUAAAUACACUUAUUGGCUGUCUAAAAUCAAGUGUAGUAUUUGAGUUACUGCUGGCUUUCUACCAAAAAUUAUUAAUCCUUUAUUAAAUAGGUUACAAGGAUAGUUAAGUAGAAGUCAUUCAUUUAAAUACAGUGUCUGAUCAGUCUGCAACAUGUGCAAACUACAUGCAAACAGAAGAAACUACAAGUUUAAAAGUGUUUUUUGUUAUAUAUGAAAUGAAUGUAACAAGAUAUUUCUUUUUAAAUUGUGGCAAGUUUUUAUCUUUUUAAGUUUUAUUCAGUAAUAUACAAUGUUUGUGCUGUUAAUAAUUCACCUAUUUUUCACACUGUAUUUCUUGAAUGUUUGUUUUAAAAUAUUCAUACUUCAAGCUUUCUGUAUUCUUCCACCAGCAUCAGGAAGUUAGUUUACCAAAUCAGCCUUCUUCUUUGCUACCAAAAUGCAUUUACAUACUGAAAGUCACAGAAUAAAUCAGUUACAAACCAAA
This is a messenger RNA of Amphiprion ocellaris (clown anemonefish), 2954 nucleotides long. RefSeq names its product leucine-rich repeat-containing protein 14. Gene Ontology annotation, cellular component: cytoplasm. The record is from RefSeq and is a predicted model, not a curated record. Bases 303 to 1982 code for a protein of 559 amino acids. The transcript is spliced from 3 exons. NCBI's taxonomy places the organism in Eukaryota, Metazoa, Chordata, Actinopteri, Pomacentridae.